Molecule: messenger RNA, 2174 nt
Organism: Hemiscyllium ocellatum (epaulette shark)
Lineage: Eukaryota; Metazoa; Chordata; Chondrichthyes; Orectolobiformes; Hemiscylliidae
Gene: eif2b2
Product: eukaryotic translation initiation factor 2B, subunit 2 beta
Exons: 8
Coding region: 40-1080 (346 amino acids)
Biological process (GO): translational initiation
Cellular component (GO): eukaryotic translation initiation factor 2B complex
Molecular function (GO): translation initiation factor activity; guanyl-nucleotide exchange factor activity
Source: RefSeq, a predicted model, not a curated record
CGGUGGUUCUCUUCCCCCGGGUUGUAUUUGAGUUCCGCCAUGCCGGCCACGCAGCCCGAUGUGUCCGAGCGGGUCUCCGCCUUCCUCGGACAGUUGUCCCGGGGGGAGCUCCGCCGCUCCGGGGAGGUUGCGGCCGGAACUGCGGGCCUCAUGCGGCAGAUCGUGGCUCACAGCCGGUGGAACAACGCAGGGGAGUUGCUGAAUUUGAUCCGAACAGAAGGACGGAGAAUGAUUGCAGCUCAUCCCUGGGAGACCAGUGUGGGGAACAUUGUUCGGCGAGUGAUGAAGAUCAUCCGAGAGGAAUACAGUCGGCUUCGAGGCUGCAUUGAGGAGACGGACCAGGAUUCACUGCACAAGCUGCUAACGUCAGGCAGUCAAAGUGAGGAUUUCAGUGUGAGCUUCACUCCCCUCAAAACCAAUGUCAUCGAAGUCAUCAACGAACUUCUCGUGGAGCUUGAGGGUACGAUGGAUAACAUCGCAAUGCAGGCCCUGGAACACAUCCAUUCCAAUGAGGUCAUCAUGACAUUGGGGCGCUCCCCAACUGUUGAAGCAUUUCUUAAAGACGCAGCUCGAAAACGCAGCUUCCAUGUUAUUGUCGCAGAAUGUGCUCCCUACUGUCAGGGUCACGAGAUGUCACUUGCUCUGUCUGCAGCUGGGAUUGAGACGACCGUCAUCACUGAUGCAGCCAUCUUUGCUGUGAUGUCCCGUGUUAACAAGGUGAUCAUUGGCACAAAGACCAUUCUUGCUAAUGGGGGACUACGAGCUGUGAAUGGGGCUCAUACACUCGCCCUUGCAGCCAGGCACCACUCCACACCCGUCAUUGUCUGUGCUGCCAUGUUUAAGCUGUGUCCACAGUUUCCUAAUGAGGAGAACACAUUUAAUAAGUUUGUCUCACCGCAGGAGGUGCUUCCUUUCACAGAAGGUGAGAUUCUGUGCAAAGUGAGUGUUCACUGCCCUGUGUUCGAUUACGUUCCGCCAGAGCUCAUCACUCUGUUCAUUUCCAACGUUGGAGGAAAUGCCCCCUCCUACAUUUACCGACUGAUGAGUGAACUCUACAAUCCUGAUGACCAUCACCUCUGAUUUAAUAAAACUCAGAGAAUCUGUUUCUAUUUAAUCAGAGACUAAGCUCUCCAUAUCACAGACCACUCCACAGCCAGAUACAUGCACAUUACCCUCCACAGAAGCAGGAACUGAGCUUCUGCCUCAUCCCUCAGUGCAGUUAAUGGACAGGCCAAGGUGAGACAGAAAAUGCUAUUAAUAGAAAAACAGAGUUUGUGUUUCAGAUUACUGACUCUUGAUUGGAACUGAGAAAAUAUAGAAAUAGAAUAGGUUUAAGCAAGCAUCAGAACAAGAGGGCUUUCUGAUUGAACUUUGCCCUAAGGACAAUGAGACAAGUAAAGAAAUAAAAGGUGGGUCUGGGACAGAAUCAAGUAAAAUGAGAGGAGGAACCGAAGUAAGUGAAGAAACUAGGGACAGUGAUUACAAGCUGAAAUUGUUAAACUCAGUGUUGAGACCAGAUUGGCUGAGGUCCUGGUUAUUGAGCUUCACUGAAACAUUAGAGAAAACAAGGUGGAGAAUUGAGGCCAGUGAGAAAGUGAGAACGUAUGGAAACACAGCACAAAGUGCACUGCUGUAUAAUAUUUGGGAUAAACCAGCUGAAUGGCAACUUACUCCUUUAUAUUAACAAACUAUUUAUUCAAUAAAUAAGUAGUAAUAAUGGAAUGUGCAUAAAACAAUGGCUUGCUGUGACAGCAGCUGACAGUUCCUGGGCACAAAGGGGAGUCCUGCUCCUAAGUACCAUUGAAAGUGUGAGUGGCCAUAGUUCAUGCUUUUACAGAUGGCAAAGCCUGAUGUUAAAUGCCCAUAUGGACUACACUGCUCCUUCCCAUACAGUCUAUCAGGCAGAAGAUGCAUAGUGCCAACUGUGAGGAGACAGCACUUUAUCCAUUUCACAUCAGGUACCACCAGGAAACUGGAGGCAUUGAUUAAGUGAUGGUGCAAGCAUUGUCAUUACAAAGAGCUUUAGGUAAAAAUUCCACCCACAGACGUCUGGACUGUUGCCACGGCCAAUUAAAUACUUCCACUGUUGAACCGGGCUUCACACAACUGGUGCAGUUUCUGUAAAUUUGGUCUGUGAUGAACCUAUGGAUCAGAAUAAAUGGAAAUUGAAUCAA